UUUCUACUAUGUUUCUUAUUUGCAAACUACUGUUGUUUUUCUCUCAAAUUUCUCAUGCAAUUGAUACCAUUACUCAGUUUAAGUCACUUCCCGAUGGCAGCACCUUAGUUUCUAAAGAUGGAAGCUUUGAGUUGGGUUUCUUUAACCCUGGUAGUUCCACAAAUCGCUAUGUUGGAAUUUGGUUCAAAAAUAUCCCUGUAAGAACCAUAGUUUGGGUUGCUAAUCGUGACAACCCAAUUAAAGACAACUCCAGCAUGUUGGUGGUAAGCAAAGAGGGAAACCUUGUGCUUCUUAGACAAAAUGGGUCUCUUCUUUGGUCAACCAAUGUAUCAACCCCGGUUUUGAGUCCCAUUGUGCAGCUUGUAAACAAUGGGAAUUUAGUAAUUAGAGAUGAGAAGGUUGACAAUAGUGAAGAGAAUUUUUUGUGGCAGAGCUUUGACUAUCCUUGUGAUAUAUUGUUACCAGGAAUGAAGUUGGGAUGGAACCUAAAAACUGGUCACAACCGGCGUCUUACUGCUUGGAAAAAUUGGGAUGACCCAUCUACAGGAGACUUCACUUCAGGUAUAAAGCUUGGAAGCAAUCCUGAAUUGGUAUUUUGGAAGGGUUCGGUUGAAUACUACAGGAGUGGCCCUUGGAAUGGCAUUUUGUCUAGUGGAGUAUUUGGAUUCGGACCAAAUCCACUUUUCGAUUAUAAAUAUGUCAGCAAUGAAAAUGAAGUGUAUGUCACAUAUACCCUAAAAAAUAGUUCUGUGAUUUCAAUACUGGUUUUAAACCAAACCCUUUAUCUUCGUUCACGCAUUACAUGGAUUCCUCAAACAAGAACUUGGAGUGUAUACCAAUCCCUACCACAAGAUAGCUGCGAUGUAUAUAAUGUUUGUGGCGCAUAUGGGAAUUGUAUCAUUAAUUCAUCGCCAAUAUGCCAAUGCUUAGAAGGAUUCGAACCAAAAUCAUCCCAAAAUUGGAAUGCAAUGGAUUGGACUCAAGGGUGUGUACGCAGUGAACCAUGGAGUUGUGGAGUCAAACACAAAGAUGGUUUUCGUAGAUAUGUUGGGAUGAAAUUGCCUGAUACCACACAUUCUUGGAUAAAUAGAAGUAUGACACUUGAAGAUUGCAAGAUCAAAUGCUUGGAAAAUUGCUCUUGCACAGCUUAUGCUAACUUAGACACAAGUGGAGUUGGUAGUGGUUGCUCUCUUUGGUUUGGUGAUCUUAUUGAUUUGAGAGUUUCAGAAAGUGGGCAAGAUUUAUAUGUUCGAAUGGCUAAUUUAGAUAAAGAUGCUAAACAUGGGCGUCCAAAAAAGCUAGUCUUGGUCCUCGCGACCAUAGUUUCGUUAGUCCUUGUGAUGCUAUUGGCUUUCGUCUACAUUUACAUGACAAAAGCAAAGUAUAAAGAAGAGAAAGGUAAAGGCAGACAAGAAGAUUUAGAGUUACCUUUCUUCGAUCUUGCUACAAUAAUUAAUGCCACCAAUAACUUUUCAAUUGACAACAAGCUUGGCGAAGGUGGUUUUGGGCCUGUAUACAAGGGUACAUUAUUAAACGGACAAGAAAUUGCAAUUAAAAGACUUUCAAAGAGUUCCGGACAAGGAUCGAAAGAAUUUAAGAAUGAAGUGAUAUUGUGUGCUAAACUUCAACAUCGAAAUCUUGUUAAGGUUCUUGGUUGUUGCAUUGAAGGAGAAGAGAAAAUGUUACUCUAUGAGUACAUGCCUAACAAAAGUCUCGAUUCCUUCCUUUUUGAUUCGACUCAAAGUAAAAUUUUAGAUUGGCCUACACGCUUCAACAUCUUAUGUGCAAUUGCUCGAGGGCUUCUUUAUCUUCACCAAGAUUCUAGAUUGCGGAUUAUACAUAGAGAUUUAAAAGCAAGUAAUAUUUUAUUAGACAACAGCAUGAAUCCAAAAAUUUCAGAUUUUGGCCUAGCUAGAUUGUGUGGGGCUGAUCAAGUUGAAGGCAAUACAAAUCGAAUUGUUGGGACAUACGGAUACAUGGCACCUGAAUAUGCAAUUGAUGGAAUAUUCUCCAUAAAAUCAGAUGUAUUUAGCUAUGGCGUAUUAUUGUUGGAAAUUGUUAGUGGAAAGAAAAACAAAACACUUACCUAUGAAGACCGUGAUUAUAAUCUUACUGGACAUGCAUGGAGAUUAUGGAAAGAGGGUACCCCAGAGCAAUUGAUUGAUGGUUGUUUGGUAGACUCAUGUAAUAUAACUGAAGUUGUACGAUGCAUUCAAGUUGGUCUUUUAUGUUUGCAACAUCAUCCCAAUGAUCGGCCAAACAUGACAUCUGUGGUUGUGAUGCUUAGUAGUGAAAAUGUUUUACUUCAACCUAAGGAACCUGGUUUCUUAUUUAAAAAUGUUUCAAUUGAAGGAGAAGAGUCUUCUGAUAAACAAACAUCUUCUAUCAAUGAAGUAACAAUCUCACUGUUAAAUGCUAGAUAG
Abrus precatorius (Indian licorice) is the source of this 2423-nucleotide messenger RNA. Its product is annotated as G-type lectin S-receptor-like serine/threonine-protein kinase At4g27290. Gene Ontology annotation, molecular function: ATP binding; protein serine/threonine kinase activity. Gene Ontology annotation, biological process: recognition of pollen; protein phosphorylation. Lineage: Eukaryota; Viridiplantae; Streptophyta; Magnoliopsida; Fabales; Fabaceae. The transcript has 8 exons. The record is from RefSeq and is a predicted model, not a curated record. Bases 9 to 2423 code for a protein of 804 amino acids.